AUGUCUAAGACUGUGUUUAAUUUUAGCGACAAAGUUGUAUUGAUUACCGGUUCCAGCAGUGGUAUGGGUGCCGUCACUGCCAUUGAGUUUGCCAGAGCUGGCGCUCGUGUAGUGAUUACCGGUAGAAAUGCCGAAAAUCUGGCAAAAGUAGCCAAAGAUUGUCAACAGGUUUCACCCACUGGUCUAACACCUCUGGUAGUGGUGGCCGACAUCAACAAAGAGGAUGACUGUCGCAGACUUGUUGCUGAAACUAUUACGGCAUACAAACAGUUAGACAUAUUAGUCAAUAACGCCGGGUUUGCCAUCCGAUCCCAAAUUACUAAUACAGAUAUUCUUGAUAUUUAUGAUAAAGUGCUGAAUACUAAUCUGAAAGCAGUUAUCUAUUUGUGUCACUUAUGUGUCGAACAUUUGGAGAAAACUAAAGGCAAUAUAAUUAACAUUUCAAGCGUUGCCGGCAUUAAACCGUUAGUGGGAAAUCUAUUGUAUUGUACGGCAAAGUCAGCACUUGAUAUGUUUAGUAAGUGUUUGGCAAUUGAAUUGGGACCAAAAGGCAUUAGAGUUAACAUCAUUAAUCCGGCUCUUGUGAGGACAAACUUUCAUCGAGUGGCCGAUCAUUUGACUGCUCAACAGGCGGACGAGUUUUAUGAUAAAUACGGAGAAAAAUAUCCGAUCGGAAGAGUCGGUGAAUCGAUAGACAUCGCAAAUGCUGUACUAUUUUUAUCGUCAAAUGAGGCCUCGUUUGUGACGGGAAUUAAUUUUGUGUCCGACGGCGGGUCUCUCAAUGCAUUGUAA
Molecule: messenger RNA, 792 nt
Organism: Oppia nitens
Lineage: Eukaryota; Metazoa; Arthropoda; Arachnida; Sarcoptiformes; Oppiidae
Product: L-xylulose reductase-like
Exons: 3
Coding region: 1-792 (263 amino acids)
Molecular function (GO): oxidoreductase activity
Source: RefSeq, a predicted model, not a curated record